Tigriopus californicus is the source of this 1766-nucleotide messenger RNA. Its product is annotated as protein SHQ1 homolog. The coding region runs from base 210 to 1733 and encodes 507 amino acids. Gene Ontology annotation, cellular component: cytoplasm; nucleoplasm. The record is from RefSeq and is a predicted model, not a curated record. Gene Ontology annotation, biological process: box H/ACA snoRNP assembly. NCBI's taxonomy places the organism in Eukaryota, Metazoa, Arthropoda, Copepoda, Harpacticoida, Harpacticidae. The transcript has a single exon.
CAAAGAUAGGGCCAAAUUUGAAGCACAUGGCUCAAUCCCAAAUCCCAUCAAACUCUGCAGACUAGCUGAGCAUGUGAGGCUUCGAGGCAUGAAGAGGACGAUCCAGCGGCGUGCUUCGAACACACGUUUACCUGGAUGAGGAGCCAAACUUGGGCCGUCUAACCCACCCUAACCGCACUAGCUGGGCGGCUUCUAAGGUGGGGUUCAUCAUGCUGACCCCACGGUUCAGUCUACGGCAAGAUGACGAUUGCCUCUAUGCGACCAUCCACGCACCCUUCACCAAUUUAUCCGAGACGGAGGUGUUCAUGGCCGACCAGGAUUUCCGAUUCUUCUCCAAACCUUACUUCCUCCGACUGCAUUUACCUCAUGAAGUGGUGGAGGAUGAUCGAGCCACUGCCAAGUAUGAGGCUGAUUCGCGAUCCUUCAUCGUCACGGCCCCCAAGAAGAAUCACGGGCAGUUCUUUCCCGGGUUAGAUAUGCUGACCUCGCUCUUAACGCCUCAGGGCAAUGAGAGUCUCAGGCCCACGGGUGGCCAUCAUGGCGCGGUUUCGGUGGGGAUUGAGGUUCUGGAUGCUCCGGGGGAAGAAGAGGAGACUGACAUCGAUUGGUAUUUCGAUCAGCAAAUCCCCGAAUCCGAGCCGAAACCCGCUUCCGAUUGCGAGUCCUCGCUCUUGAUCAGGCGUGAGGAAUUCCGCUAUGGAUUCGCCUUCACUGAGCACGGCGUGUUCGAACGCCUUUUGAGCGAGUAUCAGGAGCUGUUGGACAUUAAGGAUCCGGAUCACACUAAUCACAUGCAUCGACGAGCCCUUCGAAUCGCCAAAGAAAAUGAAGACUUUAGCGAAGACCACUAUUUGGCCGACCUGUAUGACUCGGACCAGAUCCAGUAUUAUCUCCAGGCUGCUAACCCCUGGCAAGAUUUGCUCCAAAACGAAUCGGAUUUGGAGGAUUGGAGCUUGACUGACGUUGAAAGAGAUAAACUUAUUGCCUUGCCAAAGAAAGAGUACUUGAUUGAGCCAGACAGCCUCCAAAGCGUCUACUAUGGGCUGAUCGAUAUUCUUUUCGCUUACUGCUACGAUCUCAGGACCACGGAUGGGGAGCACUCCUCAGAGUCCGGUUGGACCCUGGCCAAACUGAGUGCCACCCUAUCGUGUUGUGAAAAACACGUGUCUCUGCGUUCGUGUAUUAUUGUGAGUCUGCGGCGUGCCUUGCUUUAUCCCUUGUAUCGGCAUUACGAAUUGGCUUUACGAGUGUUCCAAGAUGUGGUGGAGCUCUUGCAAGUGGGUAAAUUGGCCAUAGUCAAGACUCUGGUGGACAUCAUGCCUUUGAUGCGCGAGAGCGAUGGCCGCUACAUCUUCAAUCAGCUCUACAUUGAGCCCUAUACGGUGUGGAUACAGACUGUGCAUCCGGCACAUGUUCGAUCUUUGUCCGAAGCUUUGGCCAAGAAAUUGGCAUCCGUCGACAAAGAGGAUCUGAACCUGGACCUCGAGGAAAUCGAGCAUGUGGCCCGGUUGACCUUGGAGGAUCAAGCCUUGCAUGAUAUGGAACGGGUGUCCAAUCAAAUCUCCGGGAUAAAUCUCCAAGACCAAUCCGAAACGAGCGACGACUCGAGUAGUGAGAGCUCCCCGUGCUCCUCAACUUCCGAAGACUCGUUUGCGAGCUCGGAAGAUGAAGACCAAUCAACAGAGGAACAUGACAAAGAGAAGCCGGGAGACGCUCCCAAUCAGAUAUCCUGAUAUCAUUCGUUAUUGCUCUAAUGGUUUAUGAAG